UGACGUAAUGAGUACGUUAUACCAACAAUUAUUGCUGCUGCUGCUGCUAGCGCUGCUGCUUGUUAGCCGCCCAGUGAAGGCUCAAGAGUUACCUGACGGGCCAGUUGGCCAGUCGGAUGGAGCGACAAGUGCAGUGGCGAAUGGAGCGACAAGUGCAGCGGCUGAUGGAGUGACAAGUGCAACUGCAGCUGACGCGACAACAGGAGCGACAACUGAAGCUGAAUCUGCAACGACAACUGGAGCGGCGGAUGAAGUGGCAACUAAAGCGGCGGAUGGAGCGGCAUCUGGCGCGGCAGAUGAAUCGACAACUGCAGCGGCAUCUGGCGCGGCAGAUGAAUCGACAACUGCAGCGGCAUCUGGCGCGGCAGAUGAAUCGACAACUGCAGCGGCAUCUGGCGCGGCAGAUGAUGCGACACCUGAAGCAGCGGCCGCUGGAUCAGUUACAUGUGCGCCCGAUGAAAUGAUGUCGGAGACCAAGGGCUGCGUUAAUCGCGAUGCAUUUAUCAAGGGCCAGCUGCUGGGCACCUGGGAUAACAAUGAUCUUAAGGAUGUAAAAAAAGGUGCAGGCAUUUCACGCAACGGCGAGUGCAAAGAGAAUGAGACACUGACAGCCAUGGGCUGUGCGCCGGACAAGAAGCCGCUGCGUGCCAACAAAUGGGAGCGUGCGCAUGUGGUCGCCAGUCAUUUGUACGGGAAUCGCGUGUAUAAGCAUGGCGAGGGCAAUCCCGAUGCCGUCGAGGACAGCAGUCUGCCCAAGCCAAAGCAUCGCAAGCCCACCUCAGAUGAGAAGACACUGAUGAUGCAGCGCCAGCUGGCAAAGAAGAAUCGAGAUGGCGAUCGCGUUAUAGGACACAAUCGGCCGCGCGACUAUGUCUAUCUGCCUGGUCGACUGCUCAAGGGCGCACGCAAGUGUCGUCCGUAUGAAGUGCUGGGACGCAAGUCACGCUGCAUACGCAAAAAAGGACCCACUGGCACUUAUAAGCACAAUGAGCACAAGUUUGGGCUGCAGAAGCGACAUCGCCAUGAGGCGCACAAAGCUGAGCAAACUGAGAGCUGAAAAUAAAAUAUAAGCCCAACUGCUUGUCAAAUUUAG
Molecule: messenger RNA, 1093 nt
Organism: Drosophila busckii
Lineage: Eukaryota; Metazoa; Arthropoda; Insecta; Diptera; Drosophilidae
Exons: 1
Coding region: 8-1057 (349 amino acids)
Source: RefSeq, a predicted model, not a curated record